AUGUUCGACAACCCAACCGAGCAGGGCUACAAGGUCGAUAACUUCAUUUCACUUGAGGAAAAGGUAUGGAGUACUUUGCAAGCAGCUAAUAGUGACUCCCAUACUGAGCAAUCUUCAAACCAACUUCCGAUUAAACUGCAACCCAUUUCACUGCCGAAGAUAAUAAUUCCAAAAUUCGAUGGCACCUAUUUAAAAUGGCAAGAAUUUCAUGACCUAUUCUCGCAACUGGUAAUAAAUCAACCUCUUUCAAAAGUUCAGAAAAUGUGGUACUUGAAAACUCACUUAGUGGGGGAGGCUGGAAAUCUAAUUAAACAUUUCGCAUCAACAGGAGAGAAUUUUGAUGCAGCUUGGUUCAUGCUUCUGGAGCGUUACAACAACAAACGCUUGCUGGUGAGCAAGUUAGUACAUGAGCUAACUACUACACCUGGAAGCACAUCAAUGGACAAUGUCAAAAAACUGCAUGACACAACACAAGAAUGUCUAUUAGCAUUGCAAAAUUUGCAGAUAGACACAUCAACAUGGGAUCCACUUCUGCUCCCCCUUCUACUAAAGAAACUGGAUCAACCGACUCGUUUGCGGUACGAACAAUCAUUAUCAAAGCCACGGGAGGUACAAACACUCAAGGAAUUCCUGCAAUUUCUGGAGAAACACUUUCAAUCCAUGGAAGCGAUGGGUGUCAAAGACAAAUCUACAAGCUCAACUGCAAAGGUGUGCACUUCAGUCACAUCCAAAGGUCAUAGAAAUGACACUUGCAGCAUGUGCAAAAAAGGAAAACAUCCAUUAUUUUCUUGCAAGGAAUUUUUACAACAGUCUCCAUCGGCACGCUUUCAGUUCAUACAAGGGCAGAAAUAUUGCCACAAUUGCCUAAAACCAGGACAUGGUUCUAAAAAUUGUAUAUUAAGAAACUGUCUGAAAUGCAACAAAAAACACAACACGCUGUUACAUUUCGAGGAUUCAAAAAGGGAUGUGAGCAAAGACAUUACAUCAGUAGCCACUCCAACACAAGGCAACGAAUCGCAAAGUACUACACCAUCCAGGACCAAAUCAACGCCAUCAAAAGACGAAGCAGCGUCACUUACCACCGCAAAGCACACAAAGUCAAACACGUAUGUACUACUCAGCACUGCCAUGGUGAAAGUUAGAGGAAUCGGAACAGAAGUGCAGUGUCGGGCAAUUCUCGAUUCAGGCUCACAAGUUAAUUUUGUGACUGAACGAUUGGUUAAACGUCUUGGCAUCUCAACUAAACCAUCAUCAAUCUCCAUUAGUGGCAUCGGGUCAAGGAGCACUAAGAUACAGCAUCGAGUCAAUGUGGCGCUACAGUCUCGGAUCAACAACUUUACAACGCGGCUAGAGGCAGCGGUAUUGCCUCAGAUUAUAUCCCCGCAGCCGUCGCAAGAAAUCAAGAUCGACGAAUGGCAAAUUCCUGAGAACAUCAUGUUAGCCGAUCCAUCAUUCAAUCGUCCUGACAAAAUUGAUAUAUUGUUGGGGGCGGAAUUCUACAACCAACUGAUGGCAGCAGGGCAAAUCAAACUGUCAGAUGACCUACCCAUUCUGCAAAAUACAGUGCUGGGAUGGAUCAUCGCGGGAAAAGUUGGUGGCAACUACAUCUCAAAUGCAAUAUGUGGAAUCUGUACCAACGAUGACAUCAACUUAGAUGCAGCCAUUGCUCGAUUAUGGGAACUUGAGGAUGUUGCAACUGUAAGAAAACAACAUUCGGUAGCAGAAAAACAGUGCGAAGCUCAUUUCGCACAACAUACACUCAUCAAUGAAAAUGGGAGAUUCAUGGUAAGGCUACCAUUUCAUGAAAAUCCGGAGGCCUUAGGGGAAUCCUAUGGGAUGGCGUAUAAUCGAUUCCUGGCCUUAGAACGUCGACUGGCAAAAUCGCUCCAGACAAAGAAUCAAUAUGUACAAUUUAUGGAGGAAUAUGAGAGCUUGGGGCACAUGACGCAAGUGGAUAUUGAUUCCAUCAGUAAACCUAGGUACUUCAUUCCUCACCAUUGCAUUGUGAGACCCGAAAGCCGCACUACAAAAUUACGUGUGGUGUUCGACGCAUCAGCAAAAUCGUCCACUGGCAUGUCUUUGAAUGACCUCAUGUAUACCGGACCCACUGUUCAGAGCGAGCUUUUCACCAUUUUACUUCGCUUCCGUUUGCCCAGUUGCAUAGCUUAG
Molecule: messenger RNA, 2169 nt
Organism: Rhagoletis zephyria (snowberry fruit fly)
Lineage: Eukaryota; Metazoa; Arthropoda; Insecta; Diptera; Tephritidae
Source: RefSeq, a predicted model, not a curated record